AUGCAUUGCGCCAAUUACCGACCAUUGUGCUGUUGCUCAAAGACGGCAAACACCAUUUGGCGCAGAACGUUUUCCUCUAACCGCAAGAUACUGGAGCACGACGUUCUUUUCCUUCGACAGCAAGGCCGCAAAUAUCCAAAAUGGCACUUGACAGCACCCCUUCGCGCUGACAGUCAUGUCAAGCUCUCAUAUGGCGCUUCAAUUCCCGCCGCAGACUUGAUUGGGAAGAACAUUCUCGAUGCUGUACAUGACAACAAGGGUCACCGCGUCGUGCUCCAGGAACCAACCCUUUCGAGCUACAUUGUCCAUAGCGAGCGACAUGCGACGCCAAUCUACCCCCACGAUGCAAACACGAUUGUUGCCUUGCUGGAUUUAAAUCCGUCGCGACCAGGAGAGGAUGAAGAGGGCGAAGACGAAACACCACCAUUCGAGAUAUUCGAAGCUGGCACGGGAAUGGGCAGCCUGACACUUCAUAUUGCUCGGGCUAUCCAUGCGGCCAAUCCGCCGCUGCCUUCAACCCUACGUCGUGCAAUUUGCGAGGCCAAGUUUCGACCACAGAGCAACCCGUCUUUGACACGGGUUGAUCUUGAACAGGAAGCCGAGACAGCGUUGAAUGACUACCGAGCAUCACGGCGAGCCAUUCUCCAUACAUUGGAUCAGAGACCGAAACAUACGCAUGCUGCCUACAAGCUCAUUCGUAACUUUCGACGAGCGCAGUACCUACCUUCAAUAGACUUUCACGUUGGCAGUGUCGAAGAACAUCUAUCGGGUCGACUGGCCGAAUCGGGCGGAAAACCCUUUUUAUCCCGCGCGGUCCUGGAUCUCCCAUCAGCACACGAGAAUGCACAGCGUGUGAUUGAAUCGUUGUUGCCAAAUGGAAUUCUCAUUCUGUUCAAGCCAUCCAUUAGCCAAAUCGCCGAGUUUCAAAGGUGGUUUGCUGAAACAAGCCAACCACUCCGAUUGGAAAAAGUUCUCGAACUGCCCGUUUCUACUACCUCUGAUGGCGUUCACGACGCUGGCGGUGGUAGGCACUGGGACGUGAAGAUGGUGGUACCCAAGGCAUCGCAGGGCGAGGAUAGGAAGCCUGUCCAGGUUAUGCGCCCCAAAGUCGGUGACCGCAUUGCAGGCGGAGGAUUUGUCGCUGUCUUGCGCAAAUGGCCUGUUGAUCAGCAACCGGCCGAGCAGGAAGUAGAGACGGAACAGGACGAGAGGGAAAAUGAACAAAGAGUCCAGUGA
Molecule: messenger RNA, 1236 nt
Organism: Pochonia chlamydosporia 170
Lineage: Eukaryota; Fungi; Ascomycota; Sordariomycetes; Hypocreales; Clavicipitaceae
Product: tRNA (adenine-N(1)-)-methyltransferase
Exons: 2
Coding region: 1-1236 (411 amino acids)
Biological process (GO): tRNA methylation
Cellular component (GO): tRNA (m1A) methyltransferase complex
Source: RefSeq, a predicted model, not a curated record